AUGGCACGCAGCAAGACCGACAGCGUUCGAGGCCGCUCGCCCGGCGCAGCAAGUGAGCGUCGCGAGUCAAAGCAGGGCGAGCUUAGCGUGGACGAGCAUGACUCUUCUGGUGUUCAAGUGGCCCAGACCAACGCUCCGGCGAGAACGAGCAAGAGACGGAAACGCAGCGAACUGUCACCUUCGUCCAAGGCUACGCAUAGCAUCAUCGAGAAGGAACGUCGCGAAGCGAUGAAUGAAAAGUUCUCAGAGCUUGCUGCCAAUAUUCCGGAACUGGUCGAGGCAAUCGCAGCUGGUAAGCGGCCCACGAAAGGCGAAAUUGUCAAGGCGAGCAUCGCGAGGCACCAAGACCAGGAGCGACGCGUUCGCGAGCUACUGCACGAAGUUGAAAUGCUUCGAGCACAUAACGGCGUUGGUACGCCGACGCACACCAGCUUUGGCGGCCUAGAGGCACGUAGCCCGAUGACAGCGAUAGCACCAGAGCCCUUGAUGCCAACAACACCGACGAUUUCGCUGCCAUAUCAAAUUCAAACGUCGCAGCCGAUCGGGUUGGCGACCGGUGCAGCACAGGGCAACCUGUGGGUGGGUCAGCUACUCAACAAGACGCACCAAUCGCUCUCGUUUGAAGCAGUGCAGACUGUACCUCUGCUGCCGGACAUGAUGCAGCAACCUGUAUCGCCAUUCAAGCAGACAUCCAUGAUGAACUGGAACCUCUCAUCGUUGCCGCAGCCUGUGGAUGCUGCGUCGAUCAGUCUUGGCUUUGCCACGUCCAACGUGUACAAGUCGUUGAUGGAUAGUGCAACGCUCGACCAGCUCGGUCGUCGCGAUAGCGGCGCUAGUGGACGCACGUCUACAUCGGGCUUUUCCUCGCCCACAUUCACCUCGUCCUCCGACACCGACUCGACGUUCAGUAGCGAAGCUCUCGAAACCAGCCUGGAUGAGCGAAGAUUUUUGGCCGAAAGCAUGUCGUUUGAGCCGUUUGCUUUGGCCACGAGCCUGGCAGAGCAGACGCCGCUGACGUCGCUCGUCGGCCUGCCAGCAGCCACUGCGGACCUAGCUAGCGUCUCGACCCACUCGAAAGCGCGGCGCGUCACGCUCGCCCGCCGUACACGCAAGGACGAGCUGAAAGACGACGCUCUCGCAUCCUCCCCACUCACCACUUCGCUCGCUGCUAAUACCUAA
Molecule: messenger RNA, 1179 nt
Organism: Mycosarcoma maydis (corn smut)
Lineage: Eukaryota; Fungi; Basidiomycota; Ustilaginomycetes; Ustilaginales
Exons: 1
Coding region: 1-1179 (392 amino acids)
Molecular function (GO): protein dimerization activity
Source: RefSeq, a predicted model, not a curated record